AUGGUGAAGGUGACUAUCGGCAAGGCGGAAGACCCCUGGUGCGAGAUCGACCUCACAGAGGAGGAUGUGGAGGACUGGAGAAAGGGUGUAGACAUCACCGAGGAGAAGCUGAAGGAGGUUAUCCAGUUGCCACCCAUCACCCUCGACAACUGCCAUGAGCGAGAGGAUGGUGAUCUGCAGUGGGACGAAAUCACUUUCGAAGAAGAGGUGAAUGGAAAGUACUGGCAUGCGGUCAUCAUGGCCCUGCACCGCAUCCGCGAGGACUUCGUCAAGAAGCAGCGGAAGAUGAAGCACCUGGACUGGUACAUGACCAUGAAGAAGACCAGCGACAAGCGAAAUGCCAAGUACUACGACGCUUGGUCUUUUACAGAACCUCAGAAUAUAUAUAUAUAUAUAUAUAUAUAUAUAUUUAUCUCAGACGCGCAUGCCUUUCGCACAGCCGCUGUUGGCAAAAAGUCCCGCAGCUUGGUGGCCUGUGGAGGUCUGAGCUUGGUGCCAACGAUGAGGCGCGAGGAGCAAGAGCCUGCAAGAACCUUCAUUGUUGUGACCCUUUCACAACAACAUCUACUGAGUAAGGGUAAACAUGUUUCUUCAUGUUUUGUAACUCUAUACUCUAUACUGGGUUCCAGAGCUGAGGGCAACUUCUCAUUGCCCCGUGUCAGCCACAGAUUCGCGCAGAUUCGCGCAGAUAGUCGGACAUUCUUAACAUUCUGGCUGCUAUGGUUCGACAGCUUCAUUACUAUUGCUGCAACUACCAGUAGUCGGCGUGUCAUAUUUUCAUGA
This is a messenger RNA of Symbiodinium natans, 783 nucleotides long. The record is from the annotation of a GenBank genome assembly. Lineage: Eukaryota; Dinophyceae; Suessiales; Symbiodiniaceae.